Messenger RNA from Rotaria sp. Silwood2, 1041 nucleotides. The record is from the annotation of a GenBank genome assembly. NCBI's taxonomy places the organism in Eukaryota, Metazoa, Rotifera, Eurotatoria, Philodinida, Philodinidae.
AUGCCAAUGUCAGCAAAUGAUCUUUAUCAACGGUAUUCAUCAUCAUGGCCAUUUUCAUCUUUAAAUAUGACAUCAAACCGUCAUUUAUAUCAUCAUAAUGACAAAUAUCGUCCAUCAACAAAUAAUCGUAUAACACGUUUUUAUAUUGAUGAUAUACUUGCUGAUUCCAAAACAUCAUCAACAAAUGAUAUAUGUUCACGUUCAACAAAAAAUCAUAAAGGUUUUGUUUCUCUUUUUCUUUUAUUGUAUUUGAUUUUGAAAAAAGAAAACUUUGUCAUGAAAAUCAGUUUUGAUCUUUUUCUUAUUUUAGAACGUUGUCGAUCAGUUUCGAACAGUGAUGAUGGUGAUUUAAUAAUAAAUACACAAAAGAAAAAAAAGAAAAAAGCACGAACUACAUUUACGGGUAAACAAAUAUUUGAGCUUGAAAAAAAAUUUGAAGAUAAAAAAUAUUUAUCAUCAACUGAACGUGCUGAAAUGGCUACAUUACUUACUGUUACUGAAACACAAGUUAAAAUUUGGUUUCAAAAUCGUCGUACAAAAUGGAAAAAAACAGAAAAUAUUUCGAAUGCUGAAGCUGCUGAACAUAAAUUAAGUACAAGAAAAAUGUCAUCAACUUCAUCAUCAUCAUUAGAUCAUAAUCGAAAUCAAACUGUUCAAUUACCAAUCGGUGGUAGUACAAGUAGCAAGAGCAGUAGUUGUAGUUCAGCUAGUUCUCAUCGAUCGGAUAAACGGGUUUAUAGUGCACCACCACCACCACCAGCUCCACUUCCUUCUCCACUUCCAUUACUUUAUUUUAAUCCAUUUUCACAUUUACUUCAAUCAUCAUGUUCAUCAAAUCAUGACAAAUUACAUUCACCAUCAUUUGAUGAACGUUGUUGUUCAAAUUCAACAUCACCUCAAUCACCUUUAGCAAUACCUGAAGCAAAUCAUUGUUCACCUUCUAGUAGUUCUACACCAUUAAAUGACAAUAUUGAAGAUCAAACAGCUGAUGAAAAUACAAAACCACAAUGUUUAAUUAAACAAAGAUCUUGUUCGAGAUAA